This is a messenger RNA of Raphanus sativus (radish), 2222 nucleotides long. RefSeq lists its product as uncharacterized. Gene Ontology annotation, cellular component: recycling endosome. The transcript has 3 exons. NCBI's taxonomy places the organism in Eukaryota, Viridiplantae, Streptophyta, Magnoliopsida, Brassicales, Brassicaceae. Gene Ontology annotation, molecular function: guanyl-nucleotide exchange factor activity. The record is from RefSeq and is a predicted model, not a curated record. The coding region runs from base 257 to 2107 and encodes 616 amino acids.
CGUCUUCUUCGUUUAGCGGUUCUCUUUCUUCAGAUCGAAACGCCAAAACUCAAUCUUUGAUUUCAAUUUCACCACAUUGCAAUCCAUCUCCUCCUCAAUCCACAGUUCUGCACCCCCUCCUCUGAACCUCCUCUGUUCUUGAAUUCGAUCAAAGAACAGCCUUCGAAGCUGCUAAAACGUCUGGUAUCGAUGAAUCUCUUUUGAUGAGUAGUGAUAAUGAUGAAGAUCCCAUGAAUAUCUUCCCGUUAACUUCGAAAUGAGCCGCUCUCCAUCCUUCUCGGUGAAGCCCGAGCUCACUAUAAAACCCGAUCUCGACUCUCUAUCGAAAUGGAUCCACUCCUUCUGCAUAAUGAGAUUCGACCUAGAACAAGGCCAAAUCCUAGAAGAAUCCUACCCACCGGACUCCCUCUCCCAACAAGAAGAGAUCCAAGUCUCCUUCAACUCCUUCCCCGACUCCGUCUCCCAAAAACAACACAACAACCGCUCCAGCAUCCACGACUGCAUCUUCUUCUUCCGCUUCCUCAACAACAACAACACCUACCUAUACGGUUACGUGUUCAACAGACAGAGACACGACGAGAGACUAAAACGAGGAGGCGAGCAGAAGUCCGUCGUCAUACUCUCCCACACACCUUACUCCUCCGUCUUCAGACCGUUACUACAAAUCAUCGGUCCUCUCUACUUCGACGUCGGGAACAAAGCCAUAGAGCACGUCGCCGGCUUCGUCUCUCUAUGGCCUCCCCCCGUCCCAGGGAAGCUCAUGGAGCUUCCCAUCGGUAACGCAACGCUCAAAGUCAACUUACCUCCUCCUCACAGCCUUCCUCUGGAGAAGGAAGGUGUGUUGUACUACCACGAGGAGUCCGCUUCCUCAAUGGCUCCUCUCCUUCCCACGAACCAAUCUGUUCCUCAAGGUCUCUUCCACGACGCCGAUCUCUUCGGGGUUUACAGAGGGUUGUUGUUGCAGUUAUGGACGUUAUGGGAGCUGCUGCUGAUCGGUGAGCCGAUUCUCAUCAUAGCGCCGACCCCGCCGCAGUGUUCGGAGGCGGUUGCUUGUCUUGUGAGUCUUGUUGCGCCGUUGUUCUGCAGUGUUGAUUUUAGACCGUAUUUCACUAUACAUGAUCCGGGCUUCGCUAGGUUGAACUCUCUCCGGGAAGGAGAGGCUUUCCCUCCUAUGGUGUUGGGUGUGACUAAUCUCUUUUUCCUCAAGGCGCUUCGUAGUAUGCCUCAUGUUGUCUCCGUUGGAACGCCUUCUCUGAACUCGAACCGCGUGCCGUUUUCUAGCAGGUCUUCCGCUGGGAGAUUAUCCGGUGGUGGUAAGUCUGAAGCGUUUGGAAGAUUCUCUCCUACGAACUUGCUGAACGCGGUGAAGCUUAGGAGAGAUGGACCUCUGUGUCUUAUGACGGAGCACAAGGAAGCUCUCUGGACGAGUUACUCGGCGGUGACGAAGCCGGAUACUUCGGUUUUGAAUAGGCUUGUGGAUGCUGGGAUGUCUCCUAGAGUUGAGGAGUCGAUGUCGGUUGUGAAUAAUGAGAUUCUGAGACGGCAUUUCUUGGAGUUGACUACCAACUUCUUGGCUCCUUUUGGUCCUUAUUUUCAGGUUAACGCUCCUUCUGAUGGCACUUCCCCUUAUGUCGCCCCCCCUGCGCUUCCUUCUUUCGGUGCUGAUGAGUUUCUUUCGAACUUAUCCGCGAGAGGUGUUGGCAAGUUCUUGUCUAAACGCAUGAAAUCAAACUGGCCUGACUUGUAUAGGCGGUUUUUACAAGGGCCUAAUUUUGUUCCCUGGUUCCAAAGACGGCGUGCGGUUGCUGAGCAAGAACAGCGUAGGUUAUGGAAGCUGGCUAGAAUGAGGACUGAUAUGCGGCUGAUUACAUGUCAGAUGAAUGAACUGGAAGCUGUGGACUCCUUUGAUGCCAUUGAGAAGUACAUUAAUGAGGAAGUCAAGUUGAGGGAAUCAGGAGGAGGAGAUGCAGAUUCAGAAGCAAGUUUUGAGAAACUGAAGAAGGAUUUACAGGCGGUGUUUAGUGUACUGCCAAGGGAUAUGCAGGAGCUUUUGCUCUCAAAUCCGCAAAGAGCAUCACUACUUCAAGAUCCAUCAGAGCUCCAAUGAUUCAUCUUUUUUUUCACUAGGGAUUAUGAUGUCAUUCUCUUAUGUUCUGUUUCAUUCUUUUUAACUGUCAAAAGAAAAAUUUUCAUCUUCCCUAAUUGUUUCUUAGUUUUUUCUA